Coturnix japonica (Japanese quail) is the source of this 1943-nucleotide messenger RNA. NCBI's taxonomy places the organism in Eukaryota, Metazoa, Chordata, Aves, Galliformes, Phasianidae. The record is from RefSeq and is a predicted model, not a curated record.
UUAAGUUGAAAGUUGAAUUCCCAGCUGGAUUAACUUGAAUAUUAAUAGCAGCCACAGCAAAACUAUGUUGCUCGCUGUGGUCAAUCUUCUCCUUGAUGAACCCACACUUUCUGCUGCUUAUUCAGACUUAAAAACUGAUGGGGAUUUUAUUUCCUGAAGGGUUGCGAACAUCACGGGCCUUGUUUUAACUCAUUUGUGACAUGCUUUAUGGUAGGAAAAAGGAUUACAUGCCAGCAUAUGUUUUACAUACUGAUGUCUUGGCAUGGUAUGAAUGUAGUUGGAAAUCUGAAUCUGGUAUCCUUCUCUCUUCCACUCUAUACAUUUUAAGGAGAAAUGGCUUGAAAAAAAAAAGCCCAUACAAGAAUAAGCCCCAAAAUAUCCAUCUUUGCAUUCUAGUAACAGAAGAUAAAACAGAUUUUCCUUUCUGGAUGCCUUUAUUCUGAGUAGGAGUGAAGAGUUAUGGAAUUGGAUAGAAGCAUCUCCUGUUCUUUUGUACCUGAAGCCGAGGGAGUGAAUAGCUGUAUCAUAAGAUGCGUGUUCAGCCUGAUGAUGGUGUUAAUGAUAGGUGGAACAGAAUAUUUCGUGUCUUUGAGGCAAAGGCAGAUGUUCUUCCUCAGGGUCCAAGCAAGCCUUCCAUAGAAAGAGGCAAAGUGCUCAAAUAAGAAUUACACUUGGAACAACGCCUGCCCAGGUUGAUAAAAAUUCUUCUGCCAGGCAGUGAGAGGUUAAGGGCAGUUUUUAUGAGCCCUCAUUGCUAUAACUGUAUAAAGUCCAUCUGUCCUGUAAGCUUCCUGUAUCUGCAUUGUUUCAGUUCAAGUGAAAGCCAGUUCAGCUCAAAGAGAGAAACCUCCGGGGUGAGAAUUCAAUCAAGGAUGGUGACACAUUGGAACAGGUUGACCAAGGUGCUUGUAGAUGCCCCUUGAAGGCAUUCAAGACCAGACUGGAUAUGGCACUGAACCGCCUGGUUUUUGGUUGGAGACCCUACACAUAGUUCCGUAUGCAGUUUAUAUUUAACUGUGCAGUCAGAGCUCCAGUUGAAUUUACGAGUUCACCCGUUUCUGUGCAGAUUUAAAAGCAUUGCAAGAAACAAUGCGGAAGAUGAAGAGUCCUGAGAUGAGUUGUCUCUUCUGUGUUAUGCUUCUGAUCCAGAGCGUUCACGCAGAAACCCUUGAUGUAUGCACAUGGGAUCAAGCUAACCACAGGCUCCUCAUAGUCAUCAUUGCUUUAGACUCCAUUCUCCUCCUCAUCAUUCCCUUUUGCUGUUGCUUCUUUUUAGUUAAACUUUCAAAGGAUCCUAAAAGAGGCACCAGUAUCUCAACUCCAAGAAAACUCGAGGAAGGGAAACAAGACACUGAAGAAAAGGAAGAAUUAUUAAGGGGGAGAAAUGACAGGGAAGAGGAGCUCCGUGCAAUGAUUGACAUACUGGAGAAGAAGAAUGAGACACUGGAGAAGGAGAAAGCGACACUGAAGGAGGAGAAAGACAUACUGGAGAAGAAGAAUGAGACACUGGAGAAGGAGAAUGAGGCACUGAAGGAGGAUAAAGAGACACUGGACAAGGAGAAAGAGACACUGAAGAAGGACAAUGGUGAGUGGGACUGUUCCCUUGCAAGCCAUUAGGGGCUAUUCCAGUAUGAAAAAUUACCCCCAGUGAUUUCUGUCUGUCUUAGAGGUUACACAGAAAAAAUGUCCUUGUGAGUUUUUAGUGUCUUCUGAGAUGUAGACUCUCUGGGCUCUGUCAGGGGCAGAACAGCUUUUUCUCUUCCUUUUAGUUGUGUGGGAUCUCAUGGAAGUUUUGUACUCACUGUUUAACACACUGUUGUGUAAUCAGCGAUGUUUUCCCUAGUUUCACGAUUUCUUGUCCUUUGAACAUGGAAGAUAAUCCAUCAGAAAAUGGUUUUCUGACCCACAGAAGCAGGCAAAGCAGUAAUACAAGUGCUUGACCU